Molecule: messenger RNA, 1434 nt
Organism: Closterium sp. Naga37s-1
Lineage: Eukaryota; Viridiplantae; Streptophyta; Zygnematophyceae; Desmidiales; Closteriaceae
Source: the annotation of a GenBank genome assembly
AUGGCCUACGGGAAGGAGAACACGAGGUUCGCGAGGCAGGGUGAUGAUGGAGGCCGUGACAUGCAGAUGCAGGCGUUUCGCGUACACGAGCACACGGACGCGCACAAAGCGGCUGUUGACCAGCAGCUGAAGAUUGCGAGAGGCAUCCGCGAGGGGCAGCAAGUGAUUUCAAACUUCAUCAACUCGGACGUCGAGGGCAGGCGCGCCGUCCGACUGUUGCGGGAGGCGCUGGCUGUUAAGGACGCGGCGACGUCCAACCCCGACCUCGGCAUGGUGGACAAGGUGGUGCGCACCGUGGCGGCAAAACUAGGAGAUUCUUCAGUCUGGAGCCAACGGUUCAAGUACCUGCAGCGUGUGAUCUACAACACUAACCUCGAAGUCCAGGGGAUCCACACGGUUCGCUGGCUCUCACGUGGAGAUGCAGUGCGACGGCUGUACAAGGUGCUCGGUGCGUGUAUCGUUCUUCUGUGGGAGCGGAGUCACAAGGUGUACGAGAUCGUCACGUGCUACAAGUUCCAGUUUUGCCUGUUCUUCCUCGCCGACAUCCUCGCCGACAUGAACGACCUCAACCGCUGUUUCCAGAAGCGAGAUAUUGAUGUGACGGAGAUUGCGAAGACCAUCGAGGCCACCACGGCGGAUCUGACUGAGCGGUAUUUGGAUACCGACAAGCAGUUCGGUGGCGAGGGCAAGUGCUGGCUGGUCGGCUUUCUGAAGCUGCACGGGCAUGGUGGAGGCAAGAAGGUCCGUGUGAGAGGCGUGGACAGGGAGGGACGCCCAGUGAACCAUCUGUACACCAUGCACGAGCGGAAGCUCCCGGGGCACAAGGUGGGGAGCGGAUACGAGGAGUGCGUGAAGCUGUGCCGCAGUUUCGCCCGCGAUUGUGUGGACAAUCUCAACGAGCGGCUUGAUGACCUGGGGAAGCUGGGGCCGACGAAGCUGUUUCGGGCCGGAAAGUGGCCGAAGAUCAAGGCACAACGGGAGAAGAAGUGUCGUGAGUGGCUUCUGGGAUGCAGCAAACUCUUCCGCCACAAGCUGCCGGGAUUCGACCUCAAGGCCACAGAGAGGGAGCUUCCCACAUUCUGUGCGAUCAUGGAGGCGCACCACGAGCUGGAAAGCUUCACGCAGGGACUGACCAACAUUCUCGGGAGCGCGGACUCGAAGAGGUCUAUGAGGAGGAGGCGCCCCGCAAAGAGCGUGAAACUUGCUGUGGCUGAUCGCGAAAGGAGGGGGAAAGCAAAGGAGGGUGAAGUCGAAGCAGGAGCUGCCCACCAGAACGAUGGGGAGGAGGACGAGGAGGAGGAGGAGGAGGAUGUGGAACAGGCCCUGGGCGACGAUCAGGAGCUUGUGGGGGAGGAGGAGGAGGAGGACAAUCCCUUCCUUUCGGACGAUGAGGAUGUGGAGGAAGUGUUCCACAUCGAUAGGCCUGUGCACUAG